This is a messenger RNA of Syngnathoides biaculeatus (alligator pipefish), 3494 nucleotides long. RefSeq names its product neuronal tyrosine-phosphorylated phosphoinositide-3-kinase adapter 2-like. Gene Ontology annotation, biological process: neuron projection morphogenesis; phosphatidylinositol 3-kinase/protein kinase B signal transduction. The transcript is spliced from 7 exons. Bases 1779 to 3380 code for a protein of 533 amino acids. Lineage: Eukaryota; Metazoa; Chordata; Actinopteri; Syngnathiformes; Syngnathidae. The record is from RefSeq and is a predicted model, not a curated record.
UACUAACUAAAUAAAUCAUUCCAUAGUACGACUAACACGGCUUUGGAUAGCAACAUUUACACAAGCUAAAUGUGAUCAAUCAAUUGAUAUGAACAUUGUUGCUGUAUCUUUAUUUUGCUAUUGCAAAAAGAAAAAGCACCACAGCAGAAUGUUGACUGAUUGAUUGAACUCGGUCACAGCGGCGCUGCCGUCAGUGUCGGACGAGGAGGAAGCGACCGACGCUUUUCAUCGCCGAGCGGUGACAAUUACGCAGUCCCAAUGUUAUUAAAUGUGGAUUUGUGCUCUCAUCAAUUACAGUAAAUUAAAAAGGACAUUGAUUUUGUUUGACCAGAACCUUCUAGAAGGUCUUGUUUAGCUCAGGAAAUUGGAGACUUUUCUUCAGGUCGCACAUUUUAGUUGACGAGGCAGGGGAACAACAUAAAAACGUUUGUGGGGGAAAAACUCGGACCGUAAGCUGUCAGGUUUGCGUUUGCGUCGCCUGUUUUGGAUCGAGCAGACGCUGCAAACGAGAAAACGAGUUUGGAUUAACAGCAACAGAUUCAGAGCCUCUUUGAAGUGGAGCCACUCGGGGAACCGCAUCCCGAAAGCGACGACCGCCGAUGGUCAGCCGGCGAGCACCGAAAUCCAAAGGAGACUUCGGCAACUUGCCUCCGUGCGCGCUUUGCUCGUCCCAAAACCGGAGAGCGACCGCCGUGUCGAUCAAAUUGGGGGUCCUCGCAAGCGGUCCAGGAUCCUGAAAAGCUCACCUGUGGUGUCAAAAGAAGCGCCAAGAACGGCCGUUGAGUUUGAAGACCACUAAUAGUCAAUCGGCAAUUUUCUUCGACCCGUUUCGAGGGAAAGACGGACUGGAUUGGCUCAAAUAGUCUGCAAUCCCAGAAAUUCGAUUCAAAAGGCCACCGAGGACAAAGGGAGAGAUUUUUCCGGACACUUAACAUCAGCUGUGGGUCUGUGUGCGCGCAUAUAGAUGAGAUGAAACGCUUGACGGCUACCAACGCAGGCGACUUGAGGAAAGAUCAAUCCAAAAAAACACCAACCAAAGAGUGACGUCGGUGGCAAUCGAAUGGCCGAGGGAGACCAAAAGCGUCGCGGGUCGCCGUGGUUUCAGCCUUCUUCGGGCAAGAGACGAGCGGACGUGAACGCGGCGACCGGUCUCCGAACCCGAUCGAGGGAGACGUAGAAGGAGAUAAGGUGGCCUGGGAAGGAACGUCGGGGACACGGAAGGACACAAAGCGCGCAAGCAGUCAAGGGAGGAUGAAGGCAGUGUGAGUCUUGCGCAGGAAGAGGAGCCGACGGCCAUUUCCACUGGCUGGGAUCUGCGCCGACGAUUCACAUUUGGAAUGGCGGCAAAACCGCCAAUGCGCGCGUCACAGACGUUUGGCCUCUCGUCGGUUGGUGAGUUGGACGAAACCGGGCUGGGGUUCUGGCGUGCAGAACUGAUGCUACCAGUUGGAGGCGCGCUCCUAACCUGGGACGGGAACGCAAAACGGCAGUCGUCGAGAUGCCCGGCGGAGACGUCGCCGGCCGUCGACGCCGCUUGCCGAUCGAAUUCUGACAGAAUAUUCAAAAGUACCUUUUGAAAAAUCAUCUCUCUCUUUGCUCCGUGUAAUGCUUUUCAUUAUUUUCAAAACUGACUCAAGGAGCGUGAGGACAACGAGACGGGAGGCGUGACGUCCAAGUCUCGACCCGAAGCGCCGGUUUCCGGCUUCCUCAAGUCAUUUGAAAAUAUAAGCGUGGCGAGCAACAAAGACAAACGGAAGAGCCCGGUGGCCAUCAAUUCCAUGACCCGGAUGAAUGCGAAGAGUCCCGGGCCGCUCAAAGGGACCCGAACCCUCGGUCUUCUAACCCACUUUGUUCCUCUGUCCUCAGGUCCUCCAGGAACGAUGGCGUCUCAAGAGGAGGCUUCCGCCUGGCGCCGUUUUUUCCAAUACGUGGAGGACCGCUGCCUUCAGGCGUACGACAACCUGGUCAUCCAGAACGCGUCGGACAUUUCCCGAGAGAGCGACCGCCUCCGGAACGACGCCAAUUGGACCUACUUGCAGGAAAAAAAGCAGAAGAAGAAACGGCAAGGAGAGGCCAUAAAAAGGACCGACGACGAGGCGGCAGGCGCGACCGACGUGGCCUUUUGCGGAAAACAUUUCCGGAUGGGCUUCAUGACCGUGCCGCCGCCGCAGGACCGCCUGCCCCCUCCCGGCCAGGCCUUCGGGAUCCGCUCUCAGUCGCUCACCUCGGUGGGCGCCGACGCCGCCGACGAGCGCAAACAGCCGCCGCCCAAACCCAAGAGGGACCCCAACACCAAACUCAGCGGCAGCUCGGAGGCGCUUCACACGCAAAGUCAGGACCAAGAUGAGGGUCACUUGCACGCGUGCGGCGAGGACUCGAAGAAGACGCCCCCGCCCAAACCCAAACGCAACCCCAACACGCAGCUCAGCUCCUCCUUUGACGAGGCCCACCCGUGUCACCACGGCGACCGCGGGACGGACACGCCGUCGCCGCAGAGUGGCUUCUCGGCGUCCCGAGACGACCCCGAGUCGGUUUACAUCGAAAUGGCGGCCAACGUCCCGGUCAAAAGUCCGGACGAUCAGAACGAGUCGGUGUACGAGGAAAUGAAAUACUCGGAUUCCUGUUUGUCUCUGUACCGCAUCCCUCAACCGUUUCCCAACCUGCUGACGCACCGGCCGCCGUUGCUGGUCUUCCCGCCGUUCCCCCCCCAGCGCUCCCCCAAUUCGGACGAGUCCCCGCUGACCCCCGUCGACGUCACCCAGCUGUCCAUGCCGGGGAGGAAGGCGGGCAAGAGGAGCGAGGACGAGGACGAGCGGCCGUCCGCGUCCACCGUCGCCGCUUCGGGUCGCUCGUCGGCGCCGCCUCUCGCGUCCGGCUCCGCCCGCGACGGGAGCGUGUACCCGCGCAGCCGGUCGGCCUGCCCCUCCCCCGUCGGCGCGGGUCGCUCCCGGACGCCCGUCGGCCUGAAGAGGCCCCCCCCCCCCUACAACGCCUCGCUGGCCGGCCGGCCCCCGGAGGGCGGCGCGUCGCCGGACGACUGCAGGAGCGGGAACAGCGCUGAAGAAUUGAAGUGUCCGCGGCAACUCGGUCGCUCGUCGUCGACAUCGGGGGUCCCUUCGAUGCCUUCGACCCCGCAAGACCAUCCCGCCCUCAGUCAGAUGCCGUGGCUGUGCGGCGACGCCACCAUGAUGGAGACGAUCCAGAAGAAACGAGUUUUGUGUCACGAAAUCAAAAGCCGCCGGCGCGCCCAGAAGAAUCUCGGCGAACGAGACCACCCGCCGGUCGCGCCCAACCGGAGGAGGAAACAACCGCCGCCGUACUCGUCUCCGCCCGCCGCGUCCGCCGGAUCGGCGCCGGCCGUGUGGGACACCGCCAUCUAGGGAGCGCCGACUUGUCCCGUGUCCGUUCAAAACUUGCGGCAGGGGGCGCGAGUGCGGUGAAGCGCAGCAGUUUGCAGGGAUCUCGGACGGACGACACCCCCCCCCCACCCCCAC